Salarias fasciatus (jewelled blenny) is the source of this 2315-nucleotide messenger RNA. RefSeq names its product kinesin family member 3Cb (gene kif3cb). Gene Ontology annotation, molecular function: ATP binding; microtubule binding; microtubule motor activity. The transcript has 8 exons. NCBI's taxonomy places the organism in Eukaryota, Metazoa, Chordata, Actinopteri, Blenniiformes, Blenniidae. Gene Ontology annotation, biological process: microtubule-based movement. The coding region runs from base 1 to 2286 and encodes 761 amino acids. The record is from RefSeq and is a predicted model, not a curated record.
AUGUCCAAAAGCAAACAGUGCGAGGCGGUGAGGGUGGUGGUGCGAUGCCGGCCCUUCAGCAGGAGAGAGGAGGCGACCGAGUGCGAAAACGUUCUGGAGAUCGAUGACAAACUGGGGCAGAUCACCAUCAGGAACCCGAAGGCGCCACCUGAUGAGCCCAUGAAAGUCUUCACGUUCGAUUCCGUGUACGGCUGGGACUCGAAGCAGAGCGAUAUUUAUGACGAUGCCGUGAGACCCCUGGUGGAGUCCGUGCUCCAAGGCUUCAACGGGACCAUAUUCGCCUAUGGGCAGACGGGGACAGGUAAAACAUACACCAUGCAAGGGGGGUGUAACGACCCAGAGAGGAGGGGGGUGAUACCCAACUCUUUCCAGCACAUUUUCACCCAAAUAUCCAGAACUCAGAAUCAAAAAUACCUGGUCAGAUCCUCAUACCUGGAGAUCUACCAGGAGGAAAUCAGGGAUCUACUGUGCAAGGACAACAACAGGAAACUGGAACUUAAAGAAAGUCCAGACUUUGGCGUUUACGUCAAGGAUCUGUCCUCUGUGGUGACCAAGAACGCCACUGAGAUCGAACACGUGAUGAACAUAGGCAACCAGUCCAGGUCUGUGGGAUUCACCAACAUGAACGAACGGAGCUCCAGGUCUCAUGCCAUUUUUGUCAUCACUGUGGAGUGCAGCGAAGCGGGGCCAGAUGGCGAGGACCACAUCCGUGUUGGGAAGCUUAACAUGGUUGACCUGGCUGGCAGCGAGCGUCAGAGCAAGACGGGCGCCAAGGGGAAGCGUCUGAAGGAAGCUGCCAAAAUCAAUCUGUCCCUGUCAGCGCUGGGGAACGUCAUUUCGGCUCUGGUGGAUGGGAAAAGCACCCAUGUGCCCUACAGAGACUCCAAGCUGACCCGCCUGCUUCAGGACUCCCUCGGAGGCAACGCAAAGACCGUGAUGAUCGCAACGGUGGGGCCUUCUCACAAGAACUUCGACGAAACCUUGGCCACCCUGAGGUACGCCAGCAGGACCAAGAAAAUAAAGAACAAACCUCGGAUUAAUGAAGACCCCAAAGAUGCCCUGCUGAGGGAGUUCCAGGAGGAGAUCGCACGCUUGAAAGCUCAGCUGGAGGAGCGACUGACGCUUGCAAAAGAGAGGAGGAGGAAGAGGAACAGCAAGAGACUGAGCAAGUGUCUGGCCGGUCUGGAAGAGGAGUUCCUCAGAGAGAAGGAUGCAGAUGUGUGGAAGACGGCUGCAGAAGAGCCAGAGGUGAAGCUUCGCGUGAGAGACGGAGGUGACGCCCCAAAGUUAAAGCACCUGAACGAAAACAGGAAAAGUUUAGAGGACAUGCAGUGGGAUCAAGAUGCUUUGGAGAAAAUCAUUGAAAAAUAUAAGGCUAUGGAGAGCAAACUGUUAGUCGGGGGAAAGACCAUAAUUGAUCACACGAAUGAACAACAAAAGAUGCUGGAGCUGAAGAGACAAGAAAUUGCAGAACAAAUAAGAAGAGAGCGAGAGAUUCAGCAGCAAAUGAUGUUACAAGAUGAAGAAACCUUAGAAAUGAAAGAGACGUUCUCCUCCCUGCAGCAGGAGGUCGAACACAAGACAAAGAAGCUGAAGAGGUUUUAUGCCAAACUGCAGCUGUUGAAGGGAGAGAUGAGAGACAUCAUUGAUGAACAUGUGACAGCCAGACAGGAGCUUGAACAGACACAGAAUGAACUCACCAGAGAGCUCAAGUACAAGUAUCUCCUGAUAGAGAAUUUUAUACCUCCUGAGGAAAAGAACAAGAUAAUGCACAGGCUCCAGUUUGACGGUGAGGAGGACCAGUGGAGACUCCAGCCUGUCCUUCCAUCAGAGAGUGCGCCCACUCAGGUCAAGAGAAGGCCUCUCUCUGCAGUGGGAUACAAGAGACCAAUCAGCCAACAUGCGCAGAUGGCUGUUGCCACGGCGACGUGUACCGGGGCUCCGUUUAGAUACCAGGCGGAGAACAUCAUGCUGUUGGAGUUAGAUAUGUCUCCACCAACCAUGUUCACCUUAAACCUUAAUGGCUCCCACCUGGAGAGGGCUUUUUCUCCCAGAGUGCUGCGCGAUCUCCUGGCUACGGUCCCCCUGAGAGAGAGGACCGCUGGAGCUUCACGGGUCAGGAAAUCCCAGUCCUGGUAUCAGGCGCCACAAGCGGCAUCUGUCACAUCAUCGGCAUCAUCCACCACUCUGGCAUCAGGACCUCAGAGCCUCUGUUCCUCUCAGAGACAAAGACCAUCCUCAGCUGCCUAUCUUCCACCAGGAGAUCCAGUUCAGCCAAGUCCUUGAUUUGUGUUCAUGCACCGCUGCUGUAUGGC